Messenger RNA from Aphanomyces invadans, 1289 nucleotides. RefSeq lists its product as hypothetical. Gene Ontology annotation, molecular function: acyltransferase activity. Gene Ontology annotation, cellular component: endomembrane system. Bases 24 to 1175 code for a protein of 383 amino acids. The record is from RefSeq and is a predicted model, not a curated record. Lineage: Eukaryota; Oomycota; Saprolegniomycetes; Saprolegniales; Verrucalvaceae. The transcript is spliced from 7 exons.
CGAGAACGCGGGAAGUCCAUCCGAUGGCGACACCGAAGCUCUUGCUCCCGCUCGUCGCGCUAUGGCUGCUCGGGAACAUGGUGUUUUUCUAUUGCUACGAAGUGGUCAUCUUCCUUGCGUUCCGCGCAUGGAGUCCGUCGCUGUACCGAUCCUAUAUGGCGGCGGUGCAAACGGCGUGGGUAGACGUCAUCGCCACCGCGUUUCCCACGACAGACCUCAUCGUCAGCGGCCAAUUGCCCACGGACCCGACGAAACCCGCCAUCAUUCUCUGCAACCAUCAAAUCGAUGCCGACUGGUGGUAUUUAUGGGAUCUCGCGCGGCGUCUGGGUGGUGGCGGGAACCUCAAAAUCUGUUUGAAGCAAGAGCUCAAAUACGUUCCCAUCUUUGGGUGGGGUCUCGACUUGCUCGAAUUCUUGUUUGUCAAGCGGAACGUUGAGCACGACCGUGUGCAUGUCAACCAGCACAUGGCGCGGUUUGUCCGGGAGAAGUUUCCCUUUUGGAUGCUCGUGUUCCCAGAAGGCACGACGAUUCAUGCGGAGGUGAUGGAAAAGUCGCAACGAUUUGCCCAACGGACGAACCGCCCCGAGUUGACGCGACUGCUUCUUCCGCGGACGACGGGGCUGCACACGAUGCUCGCCGCGACAGAGCAGAUCAAACCCGAUGUGUACGACCUCACGAUGGCGUAUCCAACAUACAGCGGAGAGGUGCCGACGGCGGCGAUGGGGUACAGCCGGAAGAAGGACACUGGCGUGCCGUCCAUGACGGAUGUGUUGUGCGGCCGCGGCCCCACAACCGUGUGGAUUCACGGCGCCAAGCAUACUUUUGACGACGUGUUUGAGAACGAGGAAGCCUUUCUCGACAACGCGUGGCAAGCCAAGGAGAAGUUGCUAUCGGACUUUAUCUCCAACCAGGUGCACGAUCCGUAUCCAGUUGCAUGGCAUGCUGACGGAGAGCUGCAGGAGUUUGCACCGGCGGUGAAACGACGGAUGCUGCAGUCGCAGCGGUCGUGGACGAACAUUGUGCAGUUGUGGGCAUCGGCGGCCGUGGCGCUCGCGCUGUCUCCAGUGGUGGCAUGUUUUGCUGGCGCAUAUCAUGCAGCGUCGGCGGCCAAGCACGUGGCGGCCUGGACGUCGUCGUGCUUGGUGCCGUCGAAACCAGUGGACAAGACAAUUUAAUUUGAUGUGGAACGUCCUUGCGCAGCUGCGGUCGGUCCGUCGGCACGAAGGACCUGCGACGCAGUGUCUACGCAUUCUCGAGACACGUGCAACUAGCCGAUCGGGAGUUGGGAG